This is a messenger RNA of Gilbertella persicaria, 2800 nucleotides long. RefSeq lists its product as uncharacterized. Bases 38 to 2800 code for a protein of 920 amino acids. Lineage: Eukaryota; Fungi; Mucoromycota; Mucoromycetes; Mucorales; Choanephoraceae. Gene Ontology annotation, molecular function: protein binding. The transcript has 8 exons. The record is from RefSeq and is a predicted model, not a curated record.
UUUUUUUUCCUUUCAUCUCACAUCUCGACCAUCACCAAUGUCUUUAUUCUCGAAACUGGGUAAAAACAAUGACAAGACACUUUACCCAUGGUCACAAAAGAAAUUAAGUGGCAGUAGUCAUUGUUUGCCUCGUUCAGCACACGCUGCUACUGCUGUUGCACCUGAUGCGGUUGUCGUAUUUGGUGGCAUUCAUAAAGCAUCUUCAAAAAAGGAAUUGUUUUAUAUUGAUACAAACAAUCAUUCAGCCAACAGUAUAAAUGCUUCUGGAGAUACUCCUCCUUCUCGAGUAGCACCUACCAUGGUUACUUUAAAUGGCCAUGUAGUUUUAUAUGGUGGUAGACCUAUGGUACCUGAAGAGAAAUACGAUGGCCAUCUUUAUGUCUUGAAUCUUCACUCAAAACAAUGGAGUCGUAUACAAACAGAAGGCAAUUCACCUACAGAAAGAUCAGGACAUAGUGCUGUUGUUCAUGAUGGUAUUAUGUAUAUGUUUGGCGGACAAAAAGAAGGCAACUAUUUGAAUGAUUUAUUUAUAUUCAAUGCCAGCACAUUCAAUUCAACGCCUCGCUGGGAACACAUAGGCUAUAAUAAUGAAUGCCCUGAAGCCAGAUCAGGACAUAUUUCUGCCGUCUAUGAAAACAAGCUUUACAUAUUCGGAGGCACUGAUGGACACCAUCUGUUUAAUGAUAUGUGGGUGUUUGAUUUACAUACUCGAUUAUGGUCUCGUAUUGAAGCAGAAGGGCUUAUGCCUGCUGCUCGUGAAAGUUGUGCUUCUUCCAUGGUAGAUGAUGUUGUGUAUAUCAUUGGUGGAAAGGGUGAACAUGGUGUCGAAUUAAAUGAUUUAUGCGCUUAUAAGAUCAAGAGUCGACGUUGGUUUCGAUUUCAAAAUAUGGGUCCUUCUCCCUCUCCACGUCAUGGCUUGACUAUGACAGCUAUUAGAGAACGUCUUUUUGUUGUUGGUGGUGAAAAUGAUACAGCCAAAGUAGAAGACUCUUCUUCAAUUCAUAUCUUGGAUAGUUCUAAAAUAAAAUACCCUACAGAUACCCCAUCACAGCAACAAUCUAUGGAUUCACAUCUUCAAUCGUUUGAUUCUUUUACGGAAGAACCACUCACGACAGGACCACAAAAGCCUUUGAUGGAUCCUAGACAACAACAACAACAACAACAACAACAACAACAGCAACAGCAACAGCAACAACAGCAACAGCAACAACAGCAACAGCAACAACAGCAACAGCAACAACAGCAACAGCAACAACAACAACAACAACCAAGAGCUCCUAUGUCACCUACUCAUCAACCACAACAGCGUCCUUUAAUGAAUGCAGUACAAAAUGAAGUAGAAGGACAACGACAACCUUUUCAAGCGCCAUCUUCUAACCAGCCCCCUGUUCGUCCUCCCCGUCAUAUAUCAACUGUGCCAGAAGCAGCUCUUCGUCGUCCUCGAGCAACUUCACCUUUACCUCAAAAUGAACUAGACAUGUCAGGUCUUCAUCGUCCUUAUCCUACUGCUUCUCCUACAUCACCUAUCUCUAUUGAAAAUGAAUUAAUGCGUGCCAGUCCUAUACAACCCAGUAUGUUAGCAGCUACAGAAGAUGCUCAACAUCCAAUGCGUUCAUCACCUCAUGGCACAGCACCACCACCUCGACCACCUCGUGAAGGUGUUGGAUUGAGAAGUGUGAUGGCUGAUAUGAGCCAAAUUCCAUCUCGAAAUCAAUCUGUGCCUACAACACUCGCUCCAGAAGAAGAACAAUCGGUCCCUGAACGCUCACCUAGUCGUUCACCUGUCAAUAAGCCUGCCUUGGCUCUAGAAGAAAAGCAAGCCUUGAUGCGUGAAAUUCAAGCCAGGGAUCUUGCCAUCAGUGAAAUGAAAAAGAAAGAAAACUGGUGGCGCACCGAAGUCUCAUUGGCACGUAAACAACAAGCUAACAAGAGUUUUGAUGAUGGACCUGAUGCAGACGAAGUACUGUUGAUGGAUGUGGAUCACUUGCCUGAAGAUAAAGUCAAAUUGUUUGAACAGCUGGUUUCUGUUAAAUCUGAACUGCGUCGUGUCAAGGCAAGCAUUCUGCAACAAGCACAACCCAUGUCAGACAAAGUCAGCCAGGCAGAUCGUAUGCGAACAGCUGCACUUCAAGAAGCAGCUUAUUUUAAAAGUAAAUAUCUGGCUCUCAAGUCCCGCCGUCAACAAGACUUGGCUCAGAUUGAAGGAUCGCGUUGUGACGAACUAGAAAAACGAUUGGCAAAUGCCUUGGUUGAGAAUGAAGCCAAUGCUAAAUUACUACAGCAGUUACAGAAGCGGUCACAAUAUGAUCAGCAUGCACGCACAGCUACAGAAGAGCGUGCUCGUGAAGCUCAAGAAAGAGCCGAGGAAGCACAACAAGCACAUCAACGGGCUCUAGAAGAACUACAAAUGGUCUAUGCUCGAGCCACAAAAGCUGAAAUGCAAGUACGAGACAAUGCACUCAAAAUUGCGGAUUUAACACAACAAUUAAGUGAAGCAUUGUUAGCACCACCUUCUACUAUGAGUCAAGAAGUGACAGAAGCUCAAUUGAAAGCAUCUCAAUUAGAAGCAGCCAAUUUACGUGCUCGUAAUGAAACUGCCAGUCUCAAGCAAAAAUUAGCUGAACAGAUGGAUGACAUUGAUCGUCUUCGUGCUUCAUUAAGUGAAAGAGAAGACGCACUAGCUGAAGCCAAGCGUCAUGUAGAAGAUUAUGAAAUUCAACUGAAUAUAAUGCGAGAUGCUAUGAAUCAACAACAACAAAAUACAGUCAAUGGUGGAUUUUCAUCUACAAGAGCCUACUAG